AUGAAGGCUGUUCGUAACCUGCUGAUUUAUAUAUUUUCCACCUAUCUUCUGGUUAUGUUUGGAUUUAAUGCUGCCCAAGACUUCUGGUGUUCAACUUUGGUGAAGGGAGUCAUUUAUGGAUCGUAUUCUGUAAGUGAAAUGUUUCCCAAAAACUUUACAAAUUGCACUUGGACGCUGGAAAAUCCAGAUCCAACCAAAUAUAGCAUUUACCUGAAAUUUUCCAAAAAGGACCUUAGCUGCUCUAACUUUUCCCUCCUGGCUUAUCAGUUUGAUCAUUUUUCCCAUGAAAAAAUAAAGGAUCUCUUAAGAAAGAAUCAUUCUAUAAUGCAACUCUGCGAUUCCAAGAAUGCUUUCGUUUUUCUACAAUAUGAUAAAAAUUUUAUUCAAAUACGUCGGGUAUUUCCAACUGAUUUCCCAGGAUUACAGAAAAAAGGGGAAGACGAUCAGAAAUCUUUUUUUGAGUUUUUGGUAUUGAACAAGGUGAGCCCAAGCCAGUUUGGUUGCCAUGUAUUAUGCACUUGGUUGGAGAGCUGCUUAAAAUCAGAAAAUGGGAGAACAGAAUCAUGUGGGAUCAUGUAUACAAAAUGCACCUGCCCUCAGCAUUUGGGAGAGUGGGGGAUCGACGACCAGUCGCUGGUUUUGUUAAAUAACGUGGUGUUACCCUUGAAUGAGCAGACGGAAGGCUGCCUGACCCAGGAGCUGCAAACCACCCAAGUCUGCAAUCUUACCAGGGAGGCCAAGCGACCACCCAAAGAAGAAUUUGGAAUGAUGGGAGAUCAUACAAUUAAAAGUCAGCGACCUCGAUCUGUUCAUGAAAAAAGGGUCCCUCAGGAACAAGCUGAUGCUGCUAAAUUUAUGGCACAAACUGGUGAAUCUGGUGUGGAAGAGUGGUCCCAGUGGAGCACAUGCUCAGUUACUUGUGGUCAAGGGUCGCAGGUGCGAACCAGAACUUGUGUAUCACCUUACGGGACACACUGCAGCGGCCCAUUAAGAGAAUCAAGGGUUUGCAAUAACACUGCCCUCUGUCCAGUUGAUGGUCAGUGGCAGGAGUGGAGUUCGUGGAGCCAAUGCUCAGUGACGUGCUCCAAUGGGACCCAACAGAGAAGCCGACAGUGCACCGCGGCUGCUCAUGGGGGUUCCGAAUGCAGAGGACCCUGGGCAGAAAGCAGAGAGUGCUAUAACCCCGAGUGUACAGCCAAUGGUCAGUGGAAUCAGUGGGGUCAUUGGAGUGGUUGUUCCAAGUCCUGUGAUGGUGGCUGGGAAAGGAGAAUGAGGACGUGUCAGGGUGCAGCGAUAACAGGGCAGCAAUGCGAAGGAACAGGCGAAGAAGUGAGGAGAUGCAGCGAGCAGCGAUGCCCUGCACCUUAUGAAAUAUGCCCAGAGGAUUAUCUGAUGUCGAUGGUGUGGAAAAGAACUCCAGCAGGCGACUUGGCAUUCAAUCAGUGUCCCCUGAAUGCCACAGGCACCACUAGCAGACGCUGCUCUCUCAGUCUUCAUGGAGUGGCCUUCUGGGAACAGCCGAGCUUUGCAAGAUGCAUAUCAAAUGAGUACAGACACUUGCAGCAUUCAAUUAAAGAGCACCUUGCUAAGGGGCAGCGAAUGCUGGCAGGUGAUGGAAUGUCCCAGGUGACCAAGACACUGUUGGAUUUAACUCAGAGGAAAAAUUUCUAUGCAGGCGAUCUUCUGAUGUCCGUGGAAAUCCUGAGAAAUGUGACAGACACAUUUAAAAGAGCAAGUUACAUCCCUGCAUCUGAUGGUGUCCAGAACUUCUUUCAAAUAGUUAGCAACCUUCUAGAUGAAGAAAACAAAGAAAAAUGGGAAGAUGCACAACAGAUUUAUCCUGGCUCCAUAGAAUUAAUGCAGGUGAUUGAAGAUUUUAUUCACAUUGUUGGAAUGGGAAUGAUGGACUUUCAGAAUUCAUACCUAAUGACUGGAAAUGUAGUGGCUAGCAUUCAGAAACUUCCUGCAGCCUCUGUUCUAACAGACAUCAACUUCCCCAUGAAAGGACGGAAGGGAAUGGUUGAUUGGGCGAGAAACUCAGAAGAUAGGGUAGUCAUUCCAAAAAGCAUUUUCACUCCUGUGUCAUCAAAAGAAUUAGAUGAAUCAUCUGUAUUUGUUCUUGGAGCAGUCCUAUACAAAAACUUAGAUCUAAUUUUGCCCACUUUGAGGUCAAUGUCCAAUUCACUGGACAAUGUGACAGAAAGAGUCACCCUGGAACAUCUGACUCAGAGCAUUGGAAAUGUUCAAAUAGUUAUGAUGAAGUCACUGCCCUUCUUUGUGUCCUUAGCCGCUUGGUCAAUUUGCUUGCUUCACCUCCAAAGACAAGAGAUUAUUUUUUGUUUCAAAAGAGCUGUGAAAAGUACAAGAAAGUUCGGAAGUUUCCAGGGUACUUUGAAUCCCUAUUGUGUGUUGUGGGAUGACUCAAAAACGAACGAAUCUUUGGGAACGUGGUCCACCCAGGGAUGUAAAACUGUGCUUACCGAUGCAUCCCAUACGAAAUGCUUAUGUGAUCGUCUCUCUACCUUCGCCAUUUUGGCUCAGCAACCUAGAGAAAUAAUCAUGGAAUCCUCUGGUACACCUUCAGUUACCCUAAUAGUAGGCAGUGGACUUUCUUGCUUGGCCUUGAUCACCUUAGCAGUUGUCUAUGCAGCAUUAUGGAGGUAUGUAAUCAAUUGAUAGACUUGAAUGCUUAUAAACAGAUGUGUAAACAUAAUAAACAUUUGCAUAAUGUUGCAUAAAAUCUUGUCUGCUGUCUCUAAGGAUUUGGAGUGCCGGGGGUAUGAGGGUGACAGCUGUAACACUGAUGAGGCCAUAUUGGGUUUUGACAAAGCGGAUAGAUCAGAACUGGAUGAUGAACUUGAGGUGCUAAGCAUCUGUACAACCACCACUGCAUUUUUGCACUUUUUCUUCCUGGCUUCAUUCUGUUGGGUUUUGACUGAGGCGUGGCAAUCAUAUAUGGCUGUAACUGGAAAAAUCAGGACACGGCUUAUACGGAAACGCUUUUUGUGUCUUGGAUGGGGUUUACCAGCACUAGUAGUGGCCACAUCUGUAGGCUUCACCAGGACAAAAGGAUAUGGCACAGAUCACUAUAUUUACAGUGCACAUUCAAUCUCAAGGCCCAUUGCUUCAAUGGUUCUGGUCAACAUGGUGAUUGGCAUUUUGGUAUUUAAUAAACUUGUUUCCAGAGAUGGGAUCCUAGAUAAAAAGCUCAAACACAGAGCCGGUCAGAUGAGUGAGCCUCAUAGCGGUUUGACGCUCAAAUGUGCCAAGUGUGGAGUAGUUUCAACAACAGCUUUGUCAGCCACCACCGCCAGUAAUGCCAUGGCGUCUCUUUGGAGCUCCUGUGUUGUGCUGCCUCUCCUGGCUUUGACAUGGAUGUCUGCAGUUCUGGCCAUGACAGAUAAACGCUCCAUAUUGUUUCAAAUACUUUUUGCUGUGUUUGAUUCGUUGCAAGGCUUUGUUAUUGUCAUGGUCCACUGCAUUCUUCGAAGAGAGGUUCAGGAUGCGUUUAGAUGCCGAUUGAGAAACUGCCAGGAUCCAAUCAAUGCUGAUUCCUCAAGUUCUUUUCCUAAUGGGCAUGCUCAAAUCAUGACAGACUUUGAAAAGGAUGUAGACAUUGCUUGUCGAUCAGUUCUUCAUAAGGAUAUCGGUCCUUGCCGAGCAGCCACAAUAACAGGAACACUCUCCAGGAUUUCUCUAAAUGAUGAUGAAGAAGAAAAGGGAACGAACCCUGAAGGACUGAGCUAUUCGACAUUGCCUGGAAACGUCAUUUCCAAAGUUAUCAUCCAGCAACCCACGGGUCUGCACAUGCCUAUGAAUAUGAAUGAGCUGGGCAAUCAAUGUUUGAAAAAAGAGAACAGUGAAUUGCGGAGAACUGUGUACUUAUGCACGGAUGAUAAUUUGAGAGGGGCUGAUAUGGACAUAGUCCAUCCUCAAGAAAGAAUGAUGGAAAGUGACUAUAUUGUGAUGCCCAGAAGUUCUGUAAAUACCCAGCCAUCAAUGAAAGAGGAAAGCAAAAUGAAUAUCGGCAUGGAAACCUUGCCGCAUGAAAGGCUAUUGCACUACAAAGUAAACCCUGAAUUCAAUAUGAAUCCCCCUGUAAUGGACCAGUUCAGUAUGAACUUAGAGCAACAUCUUGCACCCCAGGAACAUAUGCAGAAUCUGCCCUUUGAGCCUCGCACAGCUGUGAAGAAUUUCAUGGCCUCUGAGUUGGAUGAUAAUGCAGGACUAUCAAGAAGUGAAACUGGAUCAACGAUAUCAAUGAGUUCUUUAGAGAGAAGAAAAUCACGAUAUUCAGACCUUGACUUUGAGAAGGUCAUGCAUACAAGGAAGAGACAUAUGGAACUGUUUCAAGAACUAAAUCAGAAAUUUCAAACUCUGGACAGAUUUCGGGAUAUACCAAAUACAAGCAGUAUGGAAAAUCCAGCACCAAACAAGAAUCCAUGGGACACUUUCAAAAACCCCAGUGACUACCAACAUUACACCACAAUCAAUGUCUUAGAUACAGAGGCAAAGGAUGCUUUGGAACUGAGGCCGGCGGAGUGGGAGAAGUGUCUGAAUUUGCCUCUGGAUGUGCAGGAGGGUGACUUUCAAACAGAAGUUUAACAAAAUCAAAAUGGACUGAGGUGGAGAAAAAAAAACCAAUUUAUUGCACUGACAUUUAAGACUUGGGAAGCCUGACAUUUCUAUCUGGACAGUGUGACUAUCUUGUCAGGACCUUCAUGUGCCAAACGUCAGUGGUGUUUUCAUAUGGUAACUUCUCACUAGUCAGGCUAGUGGAGAGACGACCAGGUGUACAGUUCUGACCAUCCUGUGUUGUAAGUACCCGUGGAAUGGAUUUGUAAGGUAAUCUUUAUAGAUAAACCUCAAGCAACGAUUCAUGUUGUAACUGCUUCAUAUGGUUUAGUUUUCAAAAAACUUCACCAUGAAGCACAAUGUAUAUAUUUAUGCAGUUUUUAAAGUUUAUAACAGUCUGUUUGGCCAUUACUACACUUUUUACUUUAUAAUAUAAAAGCAAAGUU
This is a messenger RNA of Propithecus coquereli (Coquerel's sifaka), 5021 nucleotides long. RefSeq names its product adhesion G protein-coupled receptor B3 (gene ADGRB3). Gene Ontology annotation, molecular function: G protein-coupled receptor activity. The record is from RefSeq and is a predicted model, not a curated record. Gene Ontology annotation, cellular component: synaptic cleft; plasma membrane; postsynapse. NCBI's taxonomy places the organism in Eukaryota, Metazoa, Chordata, Mammalia, Primates, Indriidae. Gene Ontology annotation, biological process: negative regulation of angiogenesis; neuron remodeling; cell surface receptor signaling pathway. The transcript is spliced from 32 exons.